AAGGGAAGCGAGAAACAAUGCCACGGGUCGUCUCUUAAGUAAAACAAGCAAGUUUAUACCGGUUCAGUCAGUCAGUGGCGAGAGCUCGUGCGCGGGCGCGUGAUCUUGUGAACUGGGCGACCGAGCUGUGUGCCGCACCAUGGCCGUCCUCGCCUGUCUGCUGCUGGCGGCUCUCGUGCGCUGUGCGGGCGGUAGCCCCGCGCCGCUCUCCUCGGAAGACGAGUUUCAUUUCAAGUCCUGGAUGUCACAGUACGGACGAGCGUACCACUCGGAGGAGUACCACUACAGGCUGCACACAUUCACGGAAAACAGGAAGAGGAUUGACCGCCACAAUGCGGGGAACCACACUUUCACAAUGGGUUUGAAUGAGUUCUCUGACAUGAGCUUCGCUGAAUUCAAGAAGUACUUCCUCUUGACAGAGCCUCAGAACUGCUCUGCCACCAAGGGCAACCACAUUGUGGGUGAUGGCUAUUACCCAGAUUCUGUGGACUGGAGGAAGAAAGGAAACUAUGUGACACCAGUGAAAAGCCAGGGUGCCUGUGGCAGUUGCUGGACAUUUUCCACUACAGGAUGUCUGGAAUCCGUCACUGCUAUAGCUACAGGAAAACUUCCACUUCUUUCAGAACAGCAGCUGGUGGACUGUGCGCAGGCUUUUAAUAACCAUGGCUGCAAGGGUGGACUCCCAAGCCAGGCCUUUGAAUAUAUCAAGUUCAACAAAGGACUCAUGGCAGAGGAUGACUAUCCCUACACUGGAAGAGAUGGAACCUGCAAUUUCAAGCCCCAGAUGGCUGCUGCUUUUGUAAAAGACGUUGUGAACGUAACUAAAUAUGAUGAAAUGGGUAUGUUGGAUGCUGUGGCUAGGCUGAAUCCUGUCAGCUUUGCUUAUGAAGUGACAUCAGAUUUCAUGCACUACAAGAAUGGUGUGUAUAGCAGUACUGAAUGCCACAACACCACAGACACGGUGAACCAUGCAGUGCUUGCUGUGGGGUACGCUGAAGAAAAUGGUAUUCCUUACUGGAUUGUGAAGAACUCGUGGGGACGUUACUGGGGACAGGAUGGGUAUUUUUUCAUUGAGCGAGGAAAAAACAUGUGUGGUCUGGCAGCCUGUGCAUCUUACCCUCUGCCUUUGAUAUGAACUACGAUGAAGAAUAUCCAAUGAAGACAAAUUAAGUAUAAUAGAAAAGGGAAAGUUACCAAACAAAUGUUCUUCUAUUUUUAUGCUUUGAUACAAUUACCUAUAUUCUUUGUUCUACCUUUUUACUAUAACUUUACCACAAUUCAUAAGCCAUACUCAGUAUAUACCUGUGUUUGAAAUUAUCUUGAGAAUGUCAUUAAGUGAAAAAGCUUGAAUUACAGAUUGUUCCAGUACUGGCUGAUUCAUGUGCUGUUACUGAGAAGGAAAUAAGUUUACAAAAUGUGAAGGAUCCAUUGCUGUCAUGUGAUUAAAAUGACAGAUUUUUUUGUUGCUGAUUUUAGUCUCUUCUGUGUAAAUCACAAUAUGAAUUAAAUGUU
Scleropages formosus (Asian bonytongue) is the source of this 1512-nucleotide messenger RNA. It is a transcript of the gene ctsh, whose product is annotated as cathepsin H. Gene Ontology annotation, molecular function: cysteine-type peptidase activity. The record is from RefSeq and is a predicted model, not a curated record. Lineage: Eukaryota; Metazoa; Chordata; Actinopteri; Osteoglossiformes; Osteoglossidae. The transcript has 12 exons. Bases 140 to 1135 code for a protein of 331 amino acids. Gene Ontology annotation, biological process: proteolysis.